AUGUCUGAACAACAUUCUAUGAACCCUUUUGAACACAGCUCCGUCUCUGAAAACCCCGGUUCUUCUCAAAACGCCGCUGAACAACUCAUCCAGUCCUUGAACGCUGAUCAACUCGCUACUUCCUCCAAACACUCCAGUUCCAGCAACGCCCCUGCCCCCUCUGGUCCUGCUCACCCCAUCAUCGCCGGUAGCAACAUGGACAAGGACUCUCAAAACGACUCGGAACCCGCUGCUCCCCAAUACUCCGAGCACGACUCUCACCCCCAUUACUCUGAACAAGAGACUCCCGUCCCCGCCAACGAAUCCAACCACUCUUCUGGUUCUUUCUCCGCUGCCAAGCACCACUGCCCUGCCAUGGCUGGCGGCAGUCCUUUCACGAACCAGUCUCAGCAAAGCGUCGACCCAGAAGUCGCUUCUGCCUUAUGGCGCGUUCUCACCUGGAAAAACGUUUCAUGCAGCGCUUCCACUUUGUUGAGCAUCCUCGCCGUCUUCUUCAUUCCCGCUUGGAUUAACAUUCCCCGCUUGUUCUUCCGUACCAUCCGUUAUGUCUUCUUGAUCACUUCCAUCAUCGAACUAGGCGGUCUCUUUGCUUCUGGCGGCCGUCGCGGCGUCUUGUCCCCCUUCCGCACAAAAUAUGUCACUUGCAACACCAAGUCCGUCGACUGUUGUGUAAACUCUUUCGUCGAUAUCGUCAACGUCCUUCUCAUCCAAUUCCAACGUGUCUUGUUUGCCGAAUGCCCUCUCUUGACUUUUGCCGUUGCUAUCGGUGCUUUCGUCGAAUACUUCCUUUCUGGUUUCCUCUCUUACAGAGGUCUCUUCAUCUGGAAUGUUCUCUUCGCUUUCACUCUCCCCAAAUUGUAUGAAAUGAACGAACCUUGCAUCAACCGCUUGGUUCACUCUCUUGAGCAACAAACCCACAAGCUCAAGCACGAUGCUGCUUCUGCCGCCUCUUCUGCCACCUCUUCUCAUCAGUAA
Molecule: messenger RNA, 975 nt
Organism: Schizosaccharomyces osmophilus
Lineage: Eukaryota; Fungi; Ascomycota; Schizosaccharomycetes; Schizosaccharomycetales; Schizosaccharomycetaceae
Gene: rtn1
Product: reticulon Rtn1
Exons: 1
Coding region: 1-975 (324 amino acids)
Source: RefSeq, a predicted model, not a curated record